GUCAUGAAUAAAUGAUUUAUAUUUUGUAUAUUUUCUUGUAUGCAUGGUGCACCGUCGUUAAACGUUAUCACUAAAUCACUUAUUAUCAGUCGAGACCUUCAAACGUCGUCACGUCGAUGAUAAAAUAUAAUUAUAAUAUUGUAAUACACUGGAUCAAAUUAGUGGAGUUACUAUGAAAACACUGAAAACAGUCAAAUUGCAGACGACAACUUACUUACGAUGAAUUAUGAAUAAUAAUAGGCGUGUGCGUUUUGCUAGUAAACAAAAUAUUACAUAAUAUUAUGUUCGACUCGUCUUUGGGUGAACCAUCAUUUGCAAUUGGUUUGUGUUUCCGUUCAGCAUAUUUAUCAGUUGAUGACGGCUCAACCGCCGCCGUCGUUCACRUCGCCGAGACCGUUGAAUCGCGACACGCAUGUUCCUGUUCAACUGCCGUCUCUUGAUGUCAUGUAUGACUGAUGUCACCAAAUCGACGUACCUGUCAUCUAACAAAAAUAAUGGUAUUGUCAAGUCAUCCCAGUAUUUCACUAAUGUAAAGUAUCAAAAUGGAGCUGUUCAUAAUGGUCACCUAAAACCAUGGAAAAAGAAUCUUUACUCUAAUGAAGGUUAUCCAGAUAAUUAUACUGAUAAGUCUUUCCUAGAAGAAUUGAGAAAAAACCUCCAUGUACGAAAACUUACACUUCUAGAAGCAAUAUUGGGAGCUGGUUUAAUUACACAAAGAUUAUGCAUAGUGGUAAUUUUUGCAUUAUCUUUUUAUGCUCUGAAUUGCAAUUUAAUUUCUCCACUAUUAUUGCUAAUUUCUAGUACAAGUUUUAGUUUUAUCGUUUACCUCUUUCUUUAUGAAAAUUCCAAGGCAAUUCCAUUAUGGCUGAUGAAGUCAGCAUGUGCAUUUGUCGUAUCUGGUUAUAUUUUAUCACCCGUAUUAAAAACAUUGACUGAAACUAUAAGCACCGACACCAUUUAUGCCACAACUACAAUAAUGAUGUGUGUACAUCUUGUGUUUUUUGACUAUGGGGUUUCUGCAGUUAUUGUGUCAACAUCACUGUCAUUAAAUGCUGCCUUAUUUGGUUCAAUUUGUUUGUGCUCAAGACUACAAACAGCUUUUCAUGUUUUUGUAUUUAUAACAAUAGCAGUACAGUGUUUUGCUGUAUCACCAAUACUUUUAUCGCCCAUCAAAUCUUCCAUUACCAUCUUAUUGUCGUUUGUAACUGUUACCUUUGUGUUAUGUAUGAGGGUGUCAUCAUUAAUGAGUGGACUAUUUAUACUUACCGUCUUGUUUAUUAAUUUGAUGUGUCCAUACUAUUUUGUCAAAUGGCAUUCAUUCAAAGACAACAUUUAUGGACCAUGGGAUGAAGCUAUUGUGCAAGAUAUUAAAAUAAAAGAUUUUCACGUUGACUGAAAAGUAAUGAGGGUUCUCUAAUUAAAUACUGUCUAAGAAUGUGUGAUAUCAACAACCAGUAACUGUUAUCUUGGUUUUCCAUAAAGUUACCAUUCUUCUAUUAUGUAUUAAGUUAAAGUAAUUUAUUAUCAAUUGAAACUAAAUUGUGUUGGUUAAUUCUUUAAUGGCACUACAKUSGUUGUUUUUCAUAAUAAAUUAAAUUAAAAGCAUUGCAUGUUAAAAUUCAUUUUUUUAAAGUUUGUUAUUCUCUUUUCUUUGUAAAAUGUGAUGAACAUUUUGAUUUUAAUUAUUAUAUAAAUAUGAGAUCAUCUAUGUGUUAUGCUAAUCAAAUUUUAUUAUUUUUUCACUGUAUUGUUAAGAUUUAUCGCCCCAGUGUAUAAUUCUAAUGUUAUUAAAUACUUAAUUAUUAAUUAUUAUGCUGUUUGUUCUUUUUACAUAUUUUAUCAUCAUAUGUAUUUCAUAGUAAUGCCAACUCUAUAGUAUAUUUUAAUCAGGGGCAUGCCUACGCAUUUUUCUGGGGGAAAGAGGUUUAAUUUUUUUUCUAGAACAUAUUUCAAAUGUAUUUAUUCCAUUAGCUAAUACUUUUUUCUAAAUCCAUUAAAAUUUUGUGGUUUGAACACCCCUAUCUUCCUUAGGCACACCUCCGAGUUUCAUAAUAAUAAAUUAUGAAUGAUGACUCAAUUGUUUUUUGUCAUAAUAUACUCAUAUUCCUAAAAUCUGUUAGCCAUGUCACAACUUUUUAAUGAAGAUUGAAUUUGUAAUGAUUACUAUUAGACAUUUAAAAAACUUUAAUUUUACUUUAAGUUAAUUUUGUGUGGUAAAAGGUAAAACUACUUCUUUAUUCAAAAUUAUAGUAGGCACUACAAUUUAGUACAUUAUUCACGGGACUCAGAGUCAUGUGUGAGAGUGUGAAAAUGUGACAUAAGUUUGRAGUCUUUCUUUAAAUUUUAGAUAAAUCGUGAUUUUUAUAAAUUUACUUAUACAGAUAUUUCCUAUAUAUUUACACAAAUCAGAUUAAAAUGUAUCAGUAUUCAUUACCUUYGAGGUUUCAUAAAACAAUUCAUUACACUUUGUUUGGUUAUUGUUCCAUGCAUUGUAUUAUAAGACACACACAUGAUCAUUAUAAUUUUCAGAAGUUUUAAUAUACAUAAUAUAUUAUGUUCUAUUAAAAUAUUUACUUUUUAGUUAGAAAAAAUCACUUUUCCAUUUUCUAAUAGUAAUGCAAUUAAAACAUAAUGUUGUUACUAUUUCAUACAUUUUAUGAUUAGGGAUGGCAAAACUAAUUGAUUGAUUGCUGUAUGCUAAUUAUUUUUUUAAGAACACAAGUAAAAACAUUAUUUGAGUUUAUUUGGUUUGAUUAUAAUUGCAUGUUUUUUUAUUUUCAUUAUAAAUAUUAUUAUAACAAUAAUUCUUAAGAACAUAUUCUAAGUACAAAUACUUCAUAACAUUUAAAUUGAUUUGUAUAGUAUAAUAUAGGUGUGUCUUACUAAGAUAACUACUAAACUAUGUGAAUAAAGUUUUUAAAAAAAACAAUUAUUUUCAAAUGUUCUAUGUAGAUGUAAUUGUGUUAAAACAAAAUAUGUAAUGUAGGUAAUUUUUAAGUAUACUGGAUACUAAUGGCGGCAAUAACUGUCAUUGGUUUCUUGACCAUCUGUGAUGUAAAAGGUACCUAUAUAUGUUAAGUUACAUGUUUUUUUAUCUCAAAUGAUCUCUACAAAAAUGUUGCUCAUUUGAUCCACAGAAAUGUAGGAAAAAACAAUAUAUUCUACAGUAAUACAUAUAGUACAUGAUAAUAUAAACAUUAUUUAAAAUACUUUUCUCAUUUAACUUGCUUUCAGUGAGAUUUUUGAGCAUUAGGUAUAUAGAUAAGUUUGCAGGUCACUCAUAAUUCUAAAUUUUGUAUUUCACAUGGUAAAGGUUUAAAAUUUCAAAAAAAUAUAAAUACUAAUUCAUUCUAAAUCUGACACUGGUUGCCUACUGUUAUGAUAAUUCACAGCAACAGUAUUGUAUUACAUUUAAAAUAAACAGGCACUCCCCAUAUCUAAUCGCUUCACCCAUGCCAUUAUCUAAAUAGGUACAUAUAAUUGGAUUGUUUUGGUGGAAGGGUGGAUCCAGGAGAAUCACUGGUGGCAAGUUCUCCCCAUUAAAAAUAUAUAUUUUAAUUAUAGUAUUAWUUUUCCAUUAACUAAUAAAUAUCAGCAUCGUAAAGAUGUUUUURAUUUAAGUGCUCUCUAAUUAUACAAAUUCUGGAUCUACCCUUKGGGGGUUGGCGGUAAGUCGUGACCUAAWACCACGGCCCACGCUUAAUAUGCCUUAUUUAUUUUAUAUUUCAAUAACAAUGAUYUGUUAUUUCCAUAUGAUUUGCUAAUCGUAUAAAAUAAUUCAGAUUGUCCAAUGCGUAUAUACACAUAUCACUGCCAGUGUGUAAAGUAGGUAGUUAUAAUGAAAUAGGUAUAAUAUAAGAAUAGGUAUUUACUAUUUAGAAUAAUUAUAGUUGCUUAACCAUAUUCACUAUUGUUUUACACACAUAUAUAUAUUUAUAUACGUGCAUGUAAUUAUUCCUAAUUAUGUAUUAAAUUUUUUUUUUAUUUCAUGUCGUUGAUUCAGAUGUUUGUUAUCUAUUUAGUAUUUAUAUAUUUUCGUUCUAGCUAAAUAAUUAUAUUUAUAUUUAUCACCUAUAAUACAUUAUGUUAUGCAGUAUUGCAGUGUACCUACACGUCCUACACAUACACUAUACACGCCAAUCAAAAUUAUUCACGAUCAUUGAAUAAUAAUGUACAUUAUUGUAAAUCUUAGUACGCAUUAUGUAUUUAUGUGUUAUGAUUAAUGUUUAUGUAUAAUAUGUUAUAGUCAUUAAUUAUUGCGUGUGUAUAAAAUUUUGUAUUAUUUUUUAUCUAUAACGAUCGUCACGUGAUAUUAAGUAAGACACAUGCUUGUAUUAAUAAUAAUGAUGAUAUAGGUAUACUUACCUAUCAUGUCUGCACGUUCAUAACUUCAUACAAACAUUUGUGUAUACGCUCUUUAGUGUUGUGUAUUCGUGUUUGACCAAACUCCCAACCAUUUAUCCGUCAUAUAAAAUAGUAUAGCAGUAUUAUGAUGGGAUUAAACAUUAUAAUACGACUAACGAAUAACUAUAAGUUUUCCUAUAUAAUUUAACAUUCUAUUGACAAUGAUAUUAUAUUUGUAACUGAAAAUUCAGUCUUUUAUUUUGUAGCCAAAGAAUUUAUAUAAAAUGUUUGUUAAAUGUAUGAUUAUUAAU
This is a messenger RNA of Diuraphis noxia (Russian wheat aphid), 4655 nucleotides long. It is a transcript of the gene PIG-C, whose product is annotated as phosphatidylinositol glycan anchor biosynthesis class C. The record is from RefSeq and is a predicted model, not a curated record. NCBI's taxonomy places the organism in Eukaryota, Metazoa, Arthropoda, Insecta, Hemiptera, Aphididae. Gene Ontology annotation, cellular component: glycosylphosphatidylinositol-N-acetylglucosaminyltransferase (GPI-GnT) complex; membrane. Gene Ontology annotation, biological process: GPI anchor biosynthetic process.